AUGACGUGUACAAAGAACAAAAAGGACAUGAAUGAAUGUUCGUUCAUCGUGCCUCCACCGUGCCCAUUGACCCGGCCAACUGCGGCGACUAUGCUUUCUCAACUAAUGAAGGAUAAGGUGAACUCGGAGCAUCAGCCCAGCUACACCAUGCUGCACUACCCCCUGAUGUACGAAACAGAUGCCGUGGAUGUCGCCAGGGCCUUAGCGGCUAAUUCCGUAGACCUGUUUGUCGCAUUUGGAUACACGGCCUAUAGUGACUACGGGCGGAAGGACUGUCGAAUGGUACCGCCAAUCCUUCAUUCUACUCAGCUACUUGAACCUGGUCUCUUGAAUGGCGCAUACCCUGUUCGUUUGGUCAGAGUGGUAUCAGCCCUUGCGACUCUGAAGAAAGUGUUGAAGAAUACACCUGCCCUCGCUGUGUCACUCGGUAUGGGUGGCCGCUGGUAUGAACCCGCGUACCUGAAUAGGAAUGUAAGCCUUCCUGGCAAUGUCUCUCUCGGCCAUCCCUGCAAGACAACGUCGCGGGGAGAUGCUCCACCGCGACACCAGAUUUCGAGCAUCGCCGAAGCUUGUGAAGACCCGAACUACAACGAAACAUUCAGCUACGACAGCACCUUCAAUUCUUUGUUUGCGUAUGCCAAGUCAGACUUUUUGUUGUUUACGUACGACAGCGCCGACUCCUUUCUCAACAAGAUAUGCGAGACCAAAAAGAACGUGACUGAUCUAAAAUAUAAUAUCGUCGCCGACGACAUUCAGUUCGAUGACAUAGACAACUUGUGUGGCUAUGGCAGCUACUACCGACUUCGUACUUUGAAGAGCUUGUGUGAAUACCUGGCGGAGAACUACACUUCGCCCGAUCGAGAAAGCGCCUGCAAAUCGGUUAUAUAG
Molecule: messenger RNA, 888 nt
Organism: Rhipicephalus microplus (southern cattle tick)
Lineage: Eukaryota; Metazoa; Arthropoda; Arachnida; Ixodida; Ixodidae
Source: RefSeq, a predicted model, not a curated record